AUGACAGCUCAACGUAACUAUCGCGAUGGAAGAAUUAAUCAUGAUCGCUUAAAUGAUUACUAUAAAAGAGCUAUACAAAUUACAAUCGAAGAAAUGGAAUCCACAGGAUCACCAGUGGUGACAGACGGUGAACAGACAAAACCAUCAUUUCUAACUUAUCCAAUUUUCGCCUUGUUUAAUGAAUAUUACAAAUUUACAUCAGAUUGUUUUUCACUUAAAUUUGCAGAUGGUCAUCAAAGAUUAUUACCACGUCUAACGAAAGCUCCAUUUCGUUAUGCAGUCUAUGCUCAUAGUUAUAUUGAUGCUGCAAAACGAAUUACUCAGUUACCAAUCAAACAAGCAGUAAUUACACCGUCAGCUUUAUCAAUGAUUUAUCCAAAAGCUACUAUACGAGGCUAUUCUCAUGAACAAUUUUUGAACGAUUUAAUUGUUGAAUCUGAAAGAGACAUUCGGCAAUGUCUUGAAAGUGGAGCUCAUUGCGUUCAACUUGAUUUUACUGAAGCUCGUUUUUCUCUUAAGAUUGAUCCAACUGGUCAAUUAUUGCGAGACUUUGUUCAACUCAAUAAUCGAGUAUUGGAUCGAUUUGGUUUUCACGAACAACAUCGACUUGGUGUUCAUGUCUGUCCAGGUGGAGAUCAAGAUUGUUAUCAUUCUUUUGAGGUCGACUAUUUACAGGUUCUUCCUUCUCUAUUCGACCUUCAUGUGGGUAAUUUUUACUUACAAUUAGCAAGUGAACCAAAUCGCGAUCGAGUUUUAGAAUGUAUUCGUAAAUAUAUGAAGCCAUGGCAUCGAAUUUUUGUUGGUGUCAUUAAUCCAAUUGAUCCAAUUGUGGAAACACCAGAACAAGUGUGUGCUCGAGUAUUAGAAGCAGCAAAAUACAUACCUGCAGAACAGUUAGGCACGACUGAUGAUUGUGGUUUUUCUCCAUUUGAUGAUGAUCAAUCAACUUCAAGACAAAUAGCUUUUGAUAAAAUUCGGGCACGCGUUGAAGGCACACGCAUGGCUCAAGAACAACUGAUGAUGUCACAACUGAAAAACACAUAA
Molecule: messenger RNA, 1044 nt
Organism: Rotaria sp. Silwood2
Lineage: Eukaryota; Metazoa; Rotifera; Eurotatoria; Philodinida; Philodinidae
Source: the annotation of a GenBank genome assembly